Molecule: messenger RNA, 1672 nt
Organism: Alnus glutinosa
Lineage: Eukaryota; Viridiplantae; Streptophyta; Magnoliopsida; Fagales; Betulaceae
Product: protein PLASTID TRANSCRIPTIONALLY ACTIVE 14
Exons: 13
Coding region: 96-1547 (483 amino acids)
Biological process (GO): peptidyl-lysine monomethylation; plastid transcription; chloroplast organization
Cellular component (GO): plastid-encoded plastid RNA polymerase complex; chloroplast thylakoid
Molecular function (GO): protein binding; protein-lysine N-methyltransferase activity
Source: RefSeq, a predicted model, not a curated record
GUGGAUAACGUUUCUUUCCUUCGAAAUUCAACUUGGGAUAUCACGAAACACAGUGAACUAAAAAACCGUAUGCAGUGAGAUUUCUCACCUCUCCAAUGGCUUCCUCCCUUCCUCUUCACCAUCCCACCCACUGCUUCACCUCCAACCCCAAGUUGAAGAAUUUUCACCAUGGGUGUUCACCACGACCCAGUUAUUCUUUUGCUACCGACACCCAAAAUCACGCGAAACCCAUUAGAGCAACCACUGAGAGUCCUCCAUAUCCGAUAUACCAACCUCCCCAAGUUGAAGAAUCAGUCUCUGAGUUGGAGCCAGCAGACCCUGAUUUCUAUAAGAUAGGGUAUGUACGGAGCAUGAGAGCUUAUGGAAUUGACUUCAAAGAAGGACCAGAUGGAUUUGGAGUGUAUGCAGCAAAAGAUGUUGAACCACUUCGCCGAGCCAGGGUAAUUAUGGAAAUUCCACUAGAAUUGAUGUUAACCAUAAGCCAAAAGCUACCAUGGAUGUUUUUCCCAGAUAUAAUACCAAUAGGUCAUCCUAUAUUUGAUAUUAUCAACUCAACCAAUCCAGAGACAGAUUGGGACCUAAGGUUAGCAUGUCUUCUUUUAUAUGCAUUUGAUCGGGAGGAUAACUUUUGGCAGUUGUAUGGUGACUUUUUACCUAGUGUAGAGGAGUGCACUAGCUUGCUUUUAGCUACAGAGGAGGAUCUUUUGGAGCUUCAGGAUGCUAAGCUUGCUUCAGCUAUGAGAGAACAGCAACACCGAGCCUUGGAGUUUUGGGAAAAGAACUGGCACUCAAGUGUACCACUUAAAAUAAAGCGCCUUGCCCGUGAUCCUGAGAGAUUCAUUUGGGCAGUGGGUAUAGCACAAUCACGAUGCAUUAGCAUGCAAUUGAGGAUUGGUGCACUCGUUCAAGAUUCAAAUAUGUUAAUCCCUUAUGCUGACAUGCUAAACCAUUCCUUUCAGCCAAAUUGCUUUUUCCACUGGCGUUUUAAAGAUCGUAUGCUUGAAGUGAUGAUAAAUGCUGGACAAAGGAUUAGAAAAGGAGAUCCGAUGACCGUCGAUUACCUGAGUGGACAGAAGAAUGACAUGUUCAUGCAACGAUAUGGGUUUUCAUCAUCUGUGAAUCCUUGGGAUGUGAUCCAGUUCAGAGGCAAUGCACGUAUUCAUUUAGAUUCCUUCUUGUCAGUCUUCAAUAUAUCUGGCCUUCCUGAAGAGUAUUAUCAUAACACAGGUCGGCUAUCUAAUGACGGAGAUACUUUUGUUGAUGGAGCGGUCAUAGCUGCUGCAAGAACAAUUCCCACUUGGUCAGAUGGGGAUGUGCCUCCAAUCCCAAGCAUGGAAAGGAAAGCUGUGAAGGAGCUACAGGAAGAAUGCCAACAAAUGCUUGCAGAAUUCCCUACUACCUCUGAGCAAGACCAGAAAAUCCUAGAUUCUAUGCCGGAAGCUAGGAGGACGCUUGAAGCCGCAAUCAAGUAUAGGCUGCACCGGAAGUUGUUCAUAGAGAAGGUCAUUCAGGCAUUGGAGAUCUAUCAAGAGCGGAUUUUGUUCUAAUUCUGAAGUUUUCAAACUAAAAUGAUGUAGGAAAAUUUUGUUUAGCUAAAUUGCCUAGAGCGUCAUUCAUUUGAAGGAAUAAUGUUUAGAAGAAAUCUGGGUUUGUGAAAAGUUGUCUUUGCACA